This is a messenger RNA of Chelonus insularis, 4011 nucleotides long. RefSeq names its product trynity (gene tyn). NCBI's taxonomy places the organism in Eukaryota, Metazoa, Arthropoda, Insecta, Hymenoptera, Braconidae. The record is from RefSeq and is a predicted model, not a curated record. The coding region runs from base 1481 to 3571 and encodes 696 amino acids. The transcript is spliced from 14 exons.
CCAUAUAAUAGACCGUGAGACACGUUUCAGAAGACAGAGGAGCCGGCUUCAAGUUGGUGCUUCUCCUUUAACCAGUAUCCUCUCUCUGAUCAUCCAUCGUUGCCGACUCCUUGCAAGCAAGAUCAACCAAUUUCUUUAGAGCGUGAUUCUCCGGAGCACUCUCAAUAAGAUUCUUAGACACCAACUCCAAGAUUACCCAUAACCUAGAAUCCGAAAAUCGUGCUUGAAGGAUAACUCUCUAACCGUAAACAAAAAUUCUUUUUCUUAACAAAGUAGAUCAACAACUUUGUAAUUUUCUGGGAAAAUGUUCUUUUUCGUUACAUUUUCAUUACUUUGCUGAUAGGAAAAGUAUUGGGAUUUAGUUCAAAAACCAAUUUUACUCCGUUUCGAUCGAUUUUUAUCGAUAUUUUAUGCUGAUAGUAAUAAAUGUUUAUGCAAAUUCUACAUCAAGACAAAGUUUAUAUUACUCAUAUUCAAUAAAAAUAUGCUCCAGUCAAGAGGAUAACAGAAAAAGAAUGAAGAAAAAAAGGUUAUUUGACUUUAGAAAAAAGAAAUAAGAAAGGGAGAUGAUGAAGAAGAGUGAGCAUGAUGCAAUUUAUGUAAGUGGCGUGACGCUACUGUGAUGAUUCGCAAUAAUAAGGGAGAAAUAGAUAGUUAUCAAGAUGCGUAGCUCUUCCAGGACAACCUUCCAAGGUCAUUUCAAGUACAAGACAUGACGAAAGACAAAGAGCUGUACACAGUUGAAAGAGACUAAAAGUGUUUAGCCACACUGCCACAGGCGAUGAUCAUUAAGGGGCGUUUAACCUAGAGGCUAGCAGAGAAAAUGCAGCCACUAAUGAUGAAGCGCAAGUAAUAACAAUAGUCAUCACGCAGAAGGCAACGAUAGCAUCAGGGUUGUUACCCUCAACCUUACACUAUUGUCAAAUCAAUUUAUCCAACUCACGACUGUAAAAUAAACAAAAUACCUGAUAAAGUGAGGAACAUCUUCAAGAUUCUAUGGAUCCUUUUUGCAUUAUCAUCAUUGGAAUUGAAAGUUGAGAAAAAAAAAGGGAAAUGCCAUGGAAAAUGAUUUCCUAAUUAUAAAGGAGUAAGAAUCUGGAUUGGAAUGGAUAAAAGGAGGGAAAAAUAGAUAAACUAGCUAAAGAAAAGAGUAAAGAAGGAGAGGAAGAAGUGUAGUACCGCUACUUGGCCGUCCAAUCCCUCGUGCUCCUCCACAAGAACCAACGAAUCCCUCGUAGUCUUUGGAUCCAACUCGUCCUGCCUACUGAGACCACCUUGGUUUAUAAAGACAAGCCUCGUAGCCGUGACCAAGACAGAGCCGUACCAACUGUCGAGCCAUCAGGAGGUUCCUUCAAGGUACCGGCUAGUGUUCGGAUAUCGGAGUGAUUAUUGAUAAUAAUAAUAUUAUUAUUAAAUAUUUAAAUAAUAUACUGAGUGACUUGUGAUUUUAUUCUACGUGAUCAUUGUGACUAUUAUCAAGAUGGGCUCGAAUACAAUUAAACGGCUCGUCAUAAAAACAGUAUUUUUAGCUGUAAUAGCAGAAUGUUGGGCUGGAAUAGCAAUGAUGAACACUUUUGAAAAAUUAACAAAUUUGGAUUACCGUGGCACAAUGAUCUAUAAUGCACGUAAUUUAUCCCUCUACGAGUGUCAGGAUUGGUGUCAGAGCAAGCCAGACUGUUUAGCGGCAGCCUUUUCAUUUGUUGUGAAUCCAUUAGCACCUAUACAGAAUACAGUAUGUGAAUUAUUCAAUGAAACAUCAGCAACAAAUCCUGAAGCAAUACCACAAAGAGCAGUCAACAAAUACUACAUGGUCAAACUACAGCUUCGAUCAGAGAAUGUUUGCCGACGCCCAUGGUCUUUUGAACGUGUACCGAACAAGAUGAUUCGAGGCCUAGACAACGCCCAAAUUUAUGCAUCAACUAAAGACGCUUGUUUAGCUGCAUGUCUCAAUGAACGUCGAUUUACUUGUCGAUCACUUGAAUACAAUUAUAUCACACUGCGUUGCUACCUCAGUGAUUCUGACAGAAGAUCUAGCGGGCAGUAUGUCCAAUUUAUUGAUUCUCAAGGAGUAGAUUACUUUGAGAAUUUAUGCUUGAGUAAAGACAGUGCAUGUAAAGCUAAUCGUAACUUCAUGCUUCCGAGAAUUGGAGUGGCUAAUGACAAAGUUGCUCAAUAUGUUGGGCUUCAAUAUUACGUUGACAAAGAACUUCAAGUUGCAGCAGAACUUAAUUGUAGAUUAGCUUGUGAAUCUGAAAAUGAAUUUCUUUGCCGGUCUUAUCUGUACCGAGGACAACCUUUACCAACUAAUCCAUACAACUGUCAACUAUUCCACUUGGAUCAUUGGACUCUUCCUGAUGGACCAUCUACUUACUUAAACUUUGAAAGACCACUUAUUGAUAACGGAGAGAGGAUUGGUACUUAUUAUGAAAAUAUGUGUGAAAAAAGCACAGAUCAUCCACUUAAUGUUGAUAUAACUGAAGACCCAAAUCAGAAUGUCACAAAUAUAAAAAGUGCUGAUGUUAAUUGUGACAAAACUGGAACAUGUUACGAUGUUUCUGUUGAUUGCAAAGACACUAGAAUAGCAGUGCACGUACGUACAAAUAAACCGUUCAAUGGUCGUAUUUAUGCCUUGGGGCGUUCAGAAACUUGUAACAAUGAUGUAGCUGAUAGCAAUUUCUUUAGAUUGGAUUUAACGAUGAGCGGUCAAGAUUGCAAUACUCAAAGUGUGACUGGCGUUUAUUCUAAUACUGUUGUUCUCCAACAUCACUCGAUAGUCAUGACUAAAGCAGACAAAGUUUACCGUGUCAAAUGUACUUAUGACAUGUCAUCAAAGAAUAUAACUUUUGGGAUGAUGCCAAUUAAGGAUCCUGAUAUGAUUAGCAUCACUAGUGCACCUGAAGCACCACCUCCAAAGAUCCGAAUCCUUGACAAUCGGGCGAGAGAAGUCGAAACUGUUCGCAUUGGAGACAAACUGACCUUUAGAAUUGAAAUUCCUGAAGACACACCGUACGGUAUUUUUGCACGUAGCUGCGUUGCCAUGGCUAAAGAUUCUAAAAGUACUUUCCAAAUAAUUGAUGAUGAAGGUUGCCCAGUUGAUACAUCUAUUUUCCCACCUUUCACAUCAGACCGUAAUGCUUUACAAUCAGUUUAUGAAGCAUUUAGGUUUACAGAAUCUUAUGGUGUUAUAUUCCAGUGUAAUGUCAAGUAUUGCCUUGGACCUUGUGAACCGGCAAUUUGUGAAUGGGGCCAUGAAUCAAUUGAGUCUUGGGGCAAAAGAAAACGAAGAAGCGUUAAAAAUAGCACAGAAGAAAAGGGCGAAGACAUGACGUUGUCACAAGAAAUUUUAGUCCUGGAUUUCGGUGAUGAAAAACAAUCAGAAUUUUUACGAAGUGAUGCUAGUAUAGAUUUUAAUGAAGCAGAUAAAACUGUGACAAUUGUUGAACCUUGUCCAACAAAAACGUCAGUACUUGCAUUAGGAGUAACUUGUGCUCUCCUCGUGUUACUCUAUAUCUCAACCAUUUUCUGCUAUUACAUGAAAAAGUGGCUGUCACCACGUAAGAUGAUGCCUUAAGGACGGCAAAACAGAACAACAAAAAUAUACGACUGAAUGUUAAAAUUCAUGAGAGCGACAUUGUCGCAGCAUCACUAGAUAUUUCUAACUGACCUUAACUCUAAGCUACUUUUGAUUGGGUUGCAAUCGGCUGUUUGGUUAUUUCAAGACUCAUAAUGAAUCUUGGAAUGAAUAAUUCAUAAAUAGUAAUAAUAAUUCAUUUGUGCUACUUGUAACCCAUAUCAAGACUAGCGAUAUUUAAACAUUCAUGCUUUACUAACGUAUCUUAUAUCAUAAAGACUUUCAUUCAUAUUAGUUUUAAGUUGUUAAGGAAUAAUAUAGACAGUAAUUAAGAAAUAAAAUUAUGGCAUUUAAUACUUAAAGUGGUGGUAAAAAUGUAACCCAGGGAUUUUGUAUCGUGCUCGUGCCAAUUUUCAUUCUCUAUAUUAUUUGUAACAUCA